Daktulosphaira vitifoliae (grape phylloxera) is the source of this 3730-nucleotide messenger RNA. RefSeq names its product E3 ubiquitin-protein ligase HECTD1-like. The transcript is spliced from 23 exons. Gene Ontology annotation, biological process: anatomical structure development; protein K63-linked ubiquitination; proteasome-mediated ubiquitin-dependent protein catabolic process. The record is from RefSeq and is a predicted model, not a curated record. Lineage: Eukaryota; Metazoa; Arthropoda; Insecta; Hemiptera; Phylloxeridae. The coding region runs from base 119 to 3730 and encodes 1203 amino acids. Gene Ontology annotation, molecular function: protein binding; metal ion binding; ubiquitin protein ligase activity. Gene Ontology annotation, cellular component: nuclear speck.
UUUAUUAACAACUCUUUGCCGAGGAUCAAAGUCAGUAUCUCAUGACUUGUUCAGAUCUAACUUAGGUGAUGCUAUUGAAAAAGCUUUAAAAGGUGAUGAGUGGUGUUGUUUGGACACUAUGCGUUUAGUUGAUUUAUUAUUAGUAUUACUCCUUGAGGGACGUGAUGCAGUAUCUUGGAGUACAGUGGCUUGUUCUAGUACUAAUCCUUUAUUACCAAAACUGCGACGUUUAGAUUCUAGUGCUGAAAAAUCUCAACGUCAUUUAAUUGAUUGUAUUAGAAGUAAAGACACGGAAGCAUUGAUGGAAGCUGUUAAUUCUGGAGCUAUUGAUGUGAACUUUGUGGAUGAAGUGGGACAAACUUUAUUAAAUUGGGCUUCUGCAUUUGGUACUCAAGAAAUGGUUGAAUAUUUAUGUUCAAAAAAUGCUGAUGUUAAUAAAGGUCUUAGAUCAUCAUCUUUGCAUUAUGCUGCAUGUUUUGGACGUCCAUCUAUAGCCAAAAUACUUUUAAAAAAUGGUGCUAAUCCGGAAUUACGUGAUGAAGAAGGAAAAACACCACUAGAUAAAGCAAGAGAGCGAAUGGAUGAAGGUCAUCGUGAAGUUGCUACAAUAUUAGAAUCUCCAGAGUGGUUAAUGUCUUCUAAAAAUGAGUCUGGUCAAUCUAAUGAGCCAAAAGAACCAAAAGGUGAUCCAGAAAUGGCUGCAAUAUAUCUUAAAAGAUUAAUGCCUAUAUUUUGUCACACCUUCCAAUCAACUAUGCUUCCUUCUCUUAGGAGAACUUCUUUGUCAAUAAUUAAAAAAAUGGUUCAUUAUAUCAAACCAGAAUGGUUAGAAGAUAUAUGUAAGCCUGAAUGUCCAACUAAUUUGGCUCCAUUAUUGGUUGACGUUCUUGCAACAGUGCUUGAUAAUGAAGAUAAGACUUGGCUGAUAUUCUGUGAUAUGAGUGGCGAGAGUGAGAGAUACUUGCCUCGUAAGCUCUACAAGAUGUUAAUUGUUAAAAAAAAUUAUAAAUCUUUGAUGGAAGAUGAUGAUGGUCAUGUUAUAGCACUACAAACAAUUCAUGAUCUUCUAAUGAAAUGUCAAGGUAUAUUUCUUGACCAUUUUGCUCGAUUGGGUGUUUUUUGUAAAGUGCAGCAACUAAUUGGUCCUGAAUCUAAUUAUUCUAAAGAAAGCAUUCAAAAAAGUGACAUCAAACAACUAAAUUAUCAAAUUGAUGAUUCUAAAGAAAUAUUAUCAGGACAUGCAUAUCAUUGGAAAGAUUGGUUUUUUUGUCGUGGCCGUGAUUGCCUUUAUGCAUGGAAUGAAUAUGUUGUAUUAGAAUUAUCAAAUGGAAGUAAUGGAUGGUUUAGAUUUAUGAUAAAUGAUAAAUUAUCAACCAUGUAUUCUAGUGGAAGUCCAGAAGGUCAACUGGAUACUACUAAAACUCGAGCAGCUGAUCCUCCCUCUUCUGAUGAAAAUAAAGCUGAGUUUAUUGAAAAAUAUUUGAAGGCUAAAGUUUUUGUAAAAUUGAAUACUCUAAGUCAGCCAAUCUUAAGCUCACCAGGAAUUAACAGAAUAGCUGUUGGCAACUGGAUACUUAUUUCAAAAAAAGAAAAUGAACUAAGCAUUCAAAAUUCUGAUGGUUUGCAGCAAAUUACUACACUAAAUAAUGGAAUAAAAGGUUUUUCAUUUCAAUCUAACCGAGGAAAUCAACAUAUGUUCACUGCUGCAGUUCCAUUAAAAAGUGAUUUUACUUCUGGUUGGGAAACUGUUAAAAAAGCUAAUGUAGUAUCAACUAAAUCUGAAACAAUUGGUCAAAAGAUACGAAAACAAGCUCAAGAAAUAUAUGAUAAAUUCUUCAAAGCAGCUCAAGCUCAACCAAGAGGUGUUGUUGCUAAGCUCAGGAAAAUUGUUUCUUCAAUUGAAUAUUGUUUAAAUAAUCAAACUACUGCUGAUAAAGAUCCUUUGAAUAAUGAACACUGGACAAUCACAUUUUACAAUGCAAUAUUAAAUUUGAAACAGUUAUUAAUGGAGGAUGAAGGUAGUGUUUCUGCUUAUGAAAUAUAUAGUAGCGGGCUUGUAGAAGUUUUAUUACAACUUCUUUCACAAAAUAACCAACAUAACACUGAUGUUAUGAUUAAAGAUUUGCAUAAAUUAAGAAUUGAUAUUUUUAUCAAAUGUUUUAAAGAGAAAAAAAAUGAUAAAAGUAAUGAAACUUGUGCUUCUGUCUUGGUUCAAAAAUUAAUAUCAGUUUUAGAAUCCAUUGAACGUUUGCCAGUUUAUUUAUAUGAAUCACCUGGAGCAUUCCAUGGUUUACAGAUUUUCUCAAGACGAGUUAGAUUCCGUCUAGAAAAAGCUCUUAAAGAAACAACACUAGUAGAUCGUUCUGGUAGAGGAUUACGUAUGGAACCUUUAACUACAGUACAACAACUUGAAAAACAUUUAUUAAAAAUGGUUGCAAAACAGUGGUAUGAUCAUGAACGCUCUACGUUUAAUUAUGUGAAAAAAUUAAAAGAUAAAAGUAAUCUACCAAUAAAGUUCAAACAUUACUAUGAUUUUGAUAAAAAUGGAAUUAUAUAUUGGGUUGGAACUAAUGGAAAAACAUCAAUUGAUUGGGUAAAUCCUGGGCAAUAUGGCCUUAUGUUAGUUCAAUCAUCUGAUGGACGCAAUUUACCUUAUGGACAAAUUGAAGAUAUUCUUAGCCGAGAUUCUGUUGCAAUAAAUUGUCAUACAAAUGAUGAUUCAAAAGCUUGGUUCUCAAUAGAUUUAGGAUUAUGGGUUAUACCAACUGACUAUACACUUAGACAUGCUAGAGGGUAUGGCCGAUCAGCUCUGAGGAACUGGUUAUUUCAGAUGUCAAAAGAUGGAACCAAUUGGACAACAUUAUAUACACAUAUGGAUGAUACAGCAUUGAACGAACCUGGUAAUACUGCUACAUGGUCAAUAGAAAUAAAUGAUAAAGAUGAAAAUCAAGGUUGGCGAUAUAUCAGAAUUCAACAAAAUGGGAAAAAUGCUUCUGGGCAAACUCAUUACCUUUCAUUGUCAGGAUUUGAAAUUUAUGGAAUUGUAACUGGUGUUUGUGAAGACUUAGGUAAAGCUGCUAAAGAAGCUGAAGCUAAUCUAAAACGUCAACGCCGAUUAUUUAAAGCCCAAAUGUGUAAACAAAUGAUAUCGGGAGCUAGAGUUAUGCGUGGUUUAGAUUGGAAAUGGAGAGAUCAAGAUGGUAUCCCACCAUGUGUUGGAACAGUUACAGGAGAUUUACACAAUGGUUGGAUAGAUGUAAUAUGGGAUCAUGGCGUAACAAAUUCAUACAGAAUGGGUGCUGAAGGGAAAUUUGAUCUACGGCUAGUUGGUGAAACCCAAACUACAUUAACCUCAAAAUUUAAAUGCAGUAGUCCUAACGCUACAUUUUCUAACAUUAUGACAAGAAUGUCAACAUCAACUCCUAGUCUACCAGAAGCAUCUAAUGAUAGUUUAAAUACCAGUGUAUCAGUAGCUAGCACAGACCAAUCAGCAUCAGCAGAUAACUUGGCAGCCAAAAUUCAGUGGAGAGUCGUCCAGGUUCGACCCAUGAACUCUAUGACUCUUGAACGAGUACCUGACUCCUACUGGCGCGUCGCCUCAGGCGGCGGCGGCCGUAGGCCCAAUGCAUUGAAAAAGGCUGAGCAAGCAUCGAAUGUUCUAGAAGGACUAGAUGCUUGCCUGGCAGCAAAAAGCCAGUUCACAACACUAUCAACAACUUCAUCUAUUUAG